Molecule: messenger RNA, 32240 nt
Organism: Podarcis lilfordi (Lilford's wall lizard)
Lineage: Eukaryota; Metazoa; Chordata; Lepidosauria; Squamata; Lacertidae
Source: the annotation of a GenBank genome assembly
AUGCAGAGGCAGCCAACUGCUCCAUAUUUGGCUUCUAUUACACAUUUACAUACUGGAGAAGAGAGGAGCGAGCUUCUAUACCGCAGACAUCAUUUCUACUACAGUUGGUGAGGAGACAUCUGUGUCACAGCGCGGGAGGAGAGAAAUAGCACAGUGUUGUUGUUGUGUUUUUUCCUCCUUUUUAAAUAUUACAAAACCCCCAAGCCCUUGCGAUCAGCUGGCAAGAUAUUGUGAGUCCUUUUUUUUUUUGGUCCGUCCCGUUCUCCAACCCCACUGACACUUUACAGUAAGUGGCUUUUUAAAGGAAAAAAGACCAUCCUCUGCUUUCGCUUCUCUUUCUCCACUCCCCUGACCCCUCCUCGAUUGCAAACCUCCAGAGAUUUCCAGCUUGGAGGCGGCGGCGGCGGCGAGGAAAAACACACCGACACAAGUGAUACGCUGUUGGAAGAGGGGGACAGGAGGGACUGCGAUGCGCUGUCACCCUGAAAGUAUCUCCCUUUGCUCGAGCCCCGUCCCCGCAUCUUCCCCCCCAUCCCGUGCUGAGGAGGCUGGAGGUGUAGGAGGAAGGGGAAGCCAGGCCAGGAAGCGAUCGGCGUGCUGUGUGUGCAAGCGAGAGGCGGGCCGGUGUGGGGAGGAGGAGGAGGGUAUGGUACCGCUGGCUGGAGUCGGUGUAUAUGCGAGAAAUGCCCCCCCCACCCCCGCUUAUGCAAGCAAAGAAACCGAAAGAAGUGUUCUUCCCUUCCCUUCCCCCUCUCCUCGCCGGUAUUCGGCUUGCUUUCCUCGCUCCCUUCGAGUGUAUUUGCCUGCGUGUGCACUGGUGUCAGCUGUGCGUUUGCUGCGCCCUGAGAGGCGCUGGCGAGGGAGCCCGGCCGAGGGCGAGUGCGCCGAGUUCACACAGGGCCUGGGUUUUGUGUGUCCCGAAGCAACGCCCUCCUCCGCCGCCGCCGCUGUCUGGCUGGAGCUGCGUCCCCUCUUGCUGCCGCCGCCGCCGCCGCCGCCGCUCCUGAAGGCCGGCUCAGCUGCUGUGGGCCAGCGGAGCAUUGCGCGCCCUCCCUCUCCUCUCCUCUCCCCCCGCCACCGCCGCCUGGCUUCAUAGUAGGGAGGGCCGGUCCUCGUUGCACUGUGUAGUACGGGGCUGGGUGGUUGCCGGAGGGGUGAAUGAAGCGAGGAGGCGGAGGCGGAGGAGGCGGCGGCGGCGGCGGCGGCGCUGGGACUGGGAUGUGCCCGGCAGCGGCAGCAGCAAGCAGCAGCAGCAGCUCCUCUUCCACUAUGCUCCUACAUUCAGGGCCCAGGUCGGCUGCAGACUCCUCCGGGCACUUCAGGCAGGGGUCGCUGAGUGAGUGAAGGCCACUGCCGGGCACCCGGAGAGGAGGUAGGGGGUCCUUUGGACGGGGAGGCCUGCGCUCCCCCUUCUCUUCACCUUGACACCAUCCUCCAAAAGGCAGCUCCUGCUGUUUUCCUCUCGCCUUCCUCCAGGCUUUCCCGGCAAAGAAAAUACGCACAGUCCAGUUUCUCCAAGAGAUUUCUCUCGAGAUUCUUUCUGGUUUCCAGGAACGGAUGGGUUCAUCUCUGGACAUGGCAAGAUUCCCCUUUUUAAAUCGGGGGAGGGAGGGGGGGAGAUAGAUUUCUGAGCCUGACACUGUUUGCAAUUUGUUACAUGCCUCCAGUGCCCUGCUGCCCUCUCCGUCUCGUUCAAAAAUAUGUAUUUUUUAAAAAGUUAAGCUCGCUUUAAUUUUUUCAAAGCAUGAAUAAUCUGCCUGCAUAAUUGUAUUUCUCUAAAGAAGCGGUUGAGUUUUUUUCUAGAUACGUUGGCAGCUACUGGAAUACGAGCAAGGAAAAUAACAUAACAUUAAAAAGGCAGUAUUGAAUAUGUUUGGGGGUUUUGUUUUUUUUAAAAAAGCAGGUAAAAUUAUGAGAGAGCAAUGAUAGAAAAGAGCAAAUUCAAAGCUUGUUAUAUAAUGCCACACUAUGUGGACAACAAGAACAAGCUAUUUUUAUUUUGUUUACCGUAUGGUAUGCAAUAGGGACUCUUCCAAAAUAAUAUUUCUCCCCUGUGAUUCUGAAUCCAUGGUACAAUUGGAGGGGAGCAGAAGCCCACAACUUGACAUGUUAUGCAAAAUACUGCUUUGCACAAUUAUCUGUUUAUGCACUCGCUUACACAUGCAAUUGUGCAGAUGCAUCCCUUGAGUUUGUGGAUCCUCUUAUCUUUCAAUAUGGAUAGAAAAUAUUUCACAAUACAGGUAAUUAAAUAUUUAGUGGUUCCUCUUAUAUAUUUUAUGCAGCUAAGAGUUAGUUACAUAUGUUUGAAUAUAGACAGUUACUUUGCUGACAUUUUAGGCAGUCCUGUUUCAGUUUCUGAUGAAACACUUAACAGCAAAUUCAGAUUUCCUCUGUGACUGGAUUUGUUUGUCUGGCUGGUGAGGACAGCCUAGUUUUAUUGCUCUCAGGAACAGGGGUUAUGAAUGAGGAAGAGAUAAUUGAAAGAGAGAGAGAGGCUGUAUUGCUAGAGUUAUUUUGAGCAACUAAGAAGCAUACAUUUUCAUACGAGGCUGUCAUUUUUAUCUUUCCUUAAAAAAAAUUGCAGGUCAGUUUUGUUAAAUAGAUGGCUUUACUCUCAUCACUUGUGUAAUGCAGGACAAAAAACUGAUAGAUUUUCUACAGCUUGCUCUGUGUGUGUGUGUGUGUGUGUGUGCGCGCACACGCGAGUGAUCAUGUAGAGACAUGUCAAUGGUGUAGGUUUUCAGUGCACUCACUAGCCCUGAUCAGUCAUGUAAUUAGAUCGGGCUGCCAUGGUAACAGACAGUAUUCAUCGUCCAUUCAGGUGCGUUUUUUUUCUAGUGACUGGGAUACCUCAAAUGGUGCCUUUACUGCAGGGAUGAGCAACUUGUUAAGCUGUGUGUUUUGUGUGCUGCAGCUUUUUUUUUUUGCAUUUGAUUUACAUAAUUUGCAUGUGAUUUGAAAUGGAAGGUGUCAGUUGCUGCUGCACGUAACAGCACUUCUGUCAUAUCAGUAGCAGUUUGUACUUUGAGUCAGAAGUUGCAGUUCUUAAGCUUUUCUGUAGAUGGUUAGUAAUUAUUUGAGAUGUUUGCUAACACUUUUUAGUAGUGAACAUAACGUCAGAGAGAGAAAUGGUCUUGUUGCUCCACCUCCUGCCCUGUAAAAUUCUGCAUGGUGGGGGCUUUUUCCUCUAUCAACUUUGGGACAUGUAUGGGGCAGCUAGUUCCCUUUGCAGCUGUAAUAGGUUAGCUAAAGGGCCUGUUUAUGAUAGAUAGCAUGCCCUAUUACCUUUUAAAAACGUGGAGAAGCUUCUUUAUCUCUCCAACCACAGUUGCUGUCUGUGUGUGAAGUUUGGUAUUUUCAAAGUAAGAAACCCUCUGUGACAUCUUCUGUUUAGUGGGCCACCCAAGAGUGCUUGGAAUGACGACUAAAAAUGUGACAGUUGUUUAUUUGAAAACAGCAAGAACAGGAUUUUCUUUAAAAUGUGAGAUUCAAUUGCUAAUAGUGUUUUCAAUUUUUUGUCUUCUCUAUCAUGAACUCUUCCCUCCUGCCCAUAAAACCCUCUUUUUUUAGGAUUUAAACUAGAUCCUUUAGGGACUAAAGGAAUCUGGCCCUCACACUGAAAUUGAUUUCCUACAUGCUUUUGAGACAUAUGUUGAUCAUAUGUUUAUAGUAUGAAUGGUUGUACCUUGUGCGUAUUUGUAAAAAGCUAUGCACCUUUGCAUUACAACUAUGUAUAAACUGUUCAAAGCAUCCAAAUACUGCAGGAUCAUAAGGGGUUCCAGUCCUAAAAAAAAAAGGUGCAGAAGUAUGAACUUGCUGUUUCCUGGAAUGAGUCUUCUGGCCAUGCUGUUAUAUGACUGACUUUUACAUCCCAGUUUCUGAAAUUUUCACCAAGUUUGACAAUAAUGCAUAGUCUUAAAAGUAAUUAAUUGUCUUUGAUAACAUGCUUCUAGUCUUUGUUUUUAAUCCCCGAAAACGUAAGGAAGUUAAUCCUGAAUCAUGUCGGUUCAUUUUCCCACAAAUAGAUUUUGGUUAGAUAGACAGUGAAAUUUGCAUAAAGAUAACAUGGGUGUGUGGUGUUAAGUGAGCCAGGAAAUAUUUGUGCUUCUUAAAGCUGCUUCAGAAUUUAUAUUGAAACAUUUCUAUUGCAGUCUGGUGCUUUUGGUUGAGUGUUAAACUAUUUUAAGGCAAGAGUUGCAUGUAAAGCUUGGAAAGUAUUUAGAAGCUGAAGAGACUGGGGUUUUUUUUAGUUUGCAAGUUUGCAACUUAGAAUGACAGAACUUAAUAAAUUAAGGUUAGUGCUAAAUGCACUGGCACGAAUGGGACUUCAUUUUGUUAUGGGAUAUUUCCAAUGUCCUCUCGAGAAAAAGUUUAGAGAAAAUAAAACCAACUUGAACUCCAAAUUAUUUUAUUGUUAGUGCUUAGGUAAUUGGUCAGUGGUUUUUUGUUUAAAAUUUAGUUUCACUUUUUUAAUGAUAACAUUAAAUGGAGGAAACAGCAAAGGCCUUUUACUGUUAAUGCAUUUAAAAUGUAAAAUAAAAAUACUUCAGUAUUGAAAAUGGUUUAUAUUUUCACAUUGCCAUUUCCAGGAUAUAUUUAACAGACAAAUUUUGCCACACUCAAAAGUUGAAUUACUGUGUCAUCAAACAAAUUGUUCAGAGAUAAAAUGGAAAGAAAAUCAAAACAAAACAUCAAAGUAAUAUAAACCAUUAAUAGUUCUAAGAUUGGAAAUAUUUGUAAUGUAGUACCUUUCCCCCCCAGUAUUUUAGCUCAUGUACUACAAAUAUGUUCAUAGUCUCUGAUGGAGUGCAGCUGAACUGGCAGGUUUCACUUUGUCUGCCAAGCCUCAUCUGAUUGGCUUUUGGGAGCAGUUUCUCACACUGAGAAGGCCCAAAUCUUUCAUGCAGCCAGCAGCCUGGGCAGUGCUAUAAAGGAAAGCUGCAUGUAGUUUCCAGUCUGCACCACCUUCUCUUCAAUUUUUGUUUUGGGCCAGUGUGUCCGAGCCACUAGACCGAAAACAGAAGGCGGACAAGAAUGUAGUAUGGAAAGUGAAACAGCCGUAUAGAAUUAAUGGCACAGAAUGUGAGUCUCUGUAUUGCAUAAUGGGAGUAUUGGUACAUCUUGUUGUAUGCUGAUUUGUUUAUAAUGCGAGGCUUUAUGUGCUUCCAGGAAUGCUUUAGAUGUGUGAUUGAGAUGUCUGGAAAGCCAAUUGCAUGUUUCCCCCCUGGAGCUCAUUAUGGAAACAUUAACCAAAAGGGCUUUUAUUUUAAAGGAUAUUAUGUAAAACCGCUCCCCAACUUAUUUUUUAAAUCACAUCAAAUGUAUUUUACAGUAGAACAAGCUAUCUUGUGAAAUGCGACACAUGAUCUGGUUCUUUGCUUGCUGACAGCCAGAGGCAAUACUUACUUUGGUGUCGGUGGGAGCAAGAGCAGACCUCACUUUUCCUUUCCUUUGCUGCCAUAAUAGUGAAUGUUGUCUGAAAUAUUUGCUAGCUUCGAAGCAUAAUUCGGUAAGAGGCUCUGCCUGUGGGACAUGUUGAGCAUUUUCUUGAGUUCUUCACUGGACUUACGAGCUGUUGAGUGAUUAAGUGUUUAAAUGCAAUUUGUGCAUUUAGUUCAAAUAACAGGGAGACUACUAUACUGUUCCCACUUACCUGGGAGCAAUCAUCAAUGACUAGGGCCGUCUUCUAAGUAGAUCAGUAUAGGAUUUUGCUGUAGGCUGGGCCUUUUAUUGGGGACAAAUGUGAAUUGUAUAGAAACUCCACCACCAUACUGUGACAGAGAUAAGCUGGGAAUACUUUAUUAUCCCCAAAGGGAGAUUUACUGUGAUAUUUAAAUUGUAAGCAACAACAACGCCAAACCCUUUCCAGUUACAGCUUUUGGGCUGCUUUUAUCUAUGUGUCAAAAUACACAGUAUCAACAUUACGUUGAUAUGUCUGGAAUAUGACAUGGAAAAAUGCCAUUCUAAAUUCAUAUUUUGUUUUGUUUAAGAUAAUAAACUUUUACAUAUGAAACCACAAUGUUAUUUCAUUAAAUAACAAAAUGUGUAUACUUUACUGAUUGAUUGUAAUAAAACCUCUGAGCAGGUUGCAAGAAAUAUUAAAAUUAUAAAAAACGGUUUAAAAGCAAGUGUUUAAAACAUUUUUAACACAUGCAGACUUUUUCAUGGGAGUUUGUAAAACUCAAAUUUUUUUACUCAUGCUCCCCAGUAUCAAUUUAGAUACUAUCUAAUGUGAGUAUCUUUUAAAAUUGACAUUGGUGGCAUUAAUUCCACUUUUUUUUUUUUUACAAAGAAAACGGUCAUAGUGAUUUAAUGAUCCAUUGGAUCUUUUCCAAUGUAAUUCCACCAAGAAACAUAUGAAAUUCAUCCAAAUUAAGCAGAGAAAUGAGGGGUGUAAGGCAGAGGUGAGGAACCUGUGGCUUUCCAGAACUUACUGAACAUAAAUCCAAUCAUUCCCGACUACUGGCCAUGCUGGCUUCGGCUAAUGGAAAUCGAAAGGCCACAGUCUUCCCAUCUUGUGUGUAAGAUAUGGAGGUGUGUACGGGUUGAUAGACCCACAAUUUCUAUAAGAAAAAGUUUAGCUCUUCCUUUUGCUGUCCAGGGAAACAUGAGUGGUGUGUGUCUUGCAAAAUAGUGUGGUAGAAAAAGGAACAUACCUGCUUCCUGUUCUGAUAAUUAAUGCAAUUUAUUUCAUAUAAUUUUCUGAAAUAUAAUUUAUUUCAUGCAGUUUUCUGAUAAUUGCAUGAAAGAGGACCUUGCCAUACACUCUCCUGCCUGUGAGUUGAGAUCUGCCAUCACCAAUAAAAAUCCACUUGUCCAGAACUUGGUGUAGGCCAGGGAAUUCUUAGUGGUGGCGUCCCAGCCAUCUGAUGGGUUUUUCUCCUUUGUCAGACCUCUGAUGAACAGCAGUGGUCUAUAUUUUAGAAUGUAGAUGGACAAAACGACUUGUAUACUUAAUUCUAAAUAAGGGGUUGUACAGUUGUGAAAAUGUUGUUGGAUUGUUUUGCAUGAUUUGAUCCCUUGUCACCCUCCCUAAGGGGGUUUCAUCCGAAAGCUUGUGCAUCCCAACAGAGAAGUAAACCUUUUAAUGUAUAAUGACAUUUUAUUACUUAAAAAUUGCUCUCCCGUUGGGUGUGUUAAUUAUAUUUUGAGAUAAGGUGGUGUAUGGUUUAUUUUAAAAAUAAUAUUAAUAUGUAUAGAGAACUUAAAAAUAUAUAUGGUAUACAGUACAAAUCCACUUGUUUGUGACUUGUUUUCUGACACUUUCUUUGUUUUAAAGGGGUGGCUCCUACAUUCCUUGUUCUGUAAGAUGAGACACUGCCCCAUCCUAGUCCUUUAGCUGGUAUUGUGCUGUAACUCCAGUAGCAUCAUGCAGCUGGUACAAGUCCUCUUAGGCCGCUUGUCAUUUUUGAUCCGUGACUGGAUGCUAACAGAUACUAGUCAGGUAGAAAUAGGUCAAUGCAGCUGACUCUGUGAUGGCCAAAAUGCCUUAAAGAGAAUGUGUAGGUGAAUUGUCCCUGCAUUUGUAUCUGCUGUGCCCUCUCUGCCUAAUGCUGCACUCUCCACAGGGUUGAAUGCCAUUGCUGUGUGGCAUCUGACAAUAUAGGCUGUUCUUAUGCCAUCCCAAUACAAUUCAUCACCAUGUGUUGACAUAUCUGAGCGUUUUGUAUAUCCAAAAUGCUUAUUUUUUGGUAAUAGUUCAUUGGACAGGGGCUUUCACAUGCCACAGGUCAGCCUGCUCCAAAGUAGAUAACCAGUGCUACAUGUGAAACAUUGCGAAAACUUUGUGAAUGCUCGUGUAUAGCUUCUGUGGUACUUUACUGCAUUCUUUUAGUCGAAGUGCAGCUGACUGUCGUCUGCUCUCCCACUGGGUUAUAUUCUGACUUGCAGGACAUUCAUUGUUUUGUGCUGCACCCUAUCAUCAAGGCUUUAUAGCUAGAAAGAGAGAACUGUGUUAAAAUGUAAUUAAAAUCAGGCUAAAUAAAAUAAAAUGUGCAAAAAAGAGAGCCUGUCAUGCUUCUAAAAACAGGAGUGAUGUAAAAGUUAGGAAAUGAAAAAUGAAUCUAGAGUUCUGCGUAUGAUUCAUUUUUAUUUUCAUUUGGCUUUAGGAGUCUUAAAUCGUAAGGUUUUGUGGAAUCUGGCUUUCAAGCAAAUUUCUGCAACUCUUUGUUAGAAAACUUAGGUAUUUGCUCUCUAAGGUUGGUGUCUGAAAAGUUUUACUGAAUCCAGUAUCCUUUCCAAGAGACAGAAAGCUGUUUUCCAAAAAUACGUUCGGAUUCCUUUUUGAACAAAUGUCUAGGCCCCAUUUUUAAGCAGCAAAAAACCCUGUCAGUUCAAUUUCCAGAGGGCAAGUUACAGUAUUAGCCUCUUGCAGCAAAUAUAGCAGAAUCUUGUGGCACUUUAAAACUGUUAUAUUUACAGUGGCAUACAUUUUCUGCAGCACAUUUCAACAGGUAAAAGUUAUUCUGCACAGUCAAAAACAGGCCUCAGAUUUUUGCUAGAAGUGUCCUUGCACUUUAUUCAUGAGUGGGUGAAUUAACGGUUGUUUUUUUCCUCCCUUCUCUUCAGUUUUUGGAUCAACAGCCACAACAACAAUCUAAGCUCUGAGUUUCUUCGGCCUCCUUGAUAAGAGAUCCAACACCACAGUAUAUAUCUUCAACUUUGAAAGGUGCUAUGUAAAUAAGGUGAGAAUUAAAAAUCUUAAAUAUCUUAUGUUAAUGUGCCACACAUAUCUUAUAGAUAACCUUAUACUGAGGUGGACAUAGUUAACUUUUUAUAUACCUCCUAUUCAUUUGAUUUUUGUAUAUAAAAUAUUUUUUACUACUCAGUCCUGGGAGUUGCACACAAACUGUAGCAUCUGAAAUCUUUAAUAUUUCCUCCCACUUUCUGAUUCUUCCAAGCAAAAUCCACCCUUUAUGAUUUUGUUGUUGCCAUUGAUUUCUGCUAUAAGUGGUAGUGUCAUUUGUUCUGAUGGGGGGGGGGAGGAAAUUUCUUUUAAAAUGUAUAAACUUAAAGGUUUAAUUUCAUGUUUUAAAUUGCUUGUUAGUUCAUCUCCUGGAGGUUGAGUUUAAAAUCACCCUCUGUACUAGCGGUGACCUUAAAAUUAGACUAGAAACCUGAUCAACCACAAAUACUGAAUAUGAAUGAAAAAAUAGCAGCAUUUUGACCUGUAUCAGGUGAAGCAUAAAUAACAGAACUCUUGUUUGCAUUUUACUGGCUUUUAAGUUGUGUGAAUAUCACACCCUCAGAAUGAUUCCAGCUUCCUAUUUUUGUCUUCUAAUGACUUUGCUUUAAAAUGUUAUGUUUUUGGUUUAUAAUAUCACAAUAUCAGUUACUGUUGACUGAAGUACCUCCCUUCUACAGCCAUUACUGUUUUAAUAUGGUUUAACUAACAUAAGCAAAAUUCAAAGUGGUGAAGUGUGAAGAACUUGUAUAAACCCAUGACUAUAGUAGUCUUCUUGUGAAAAUCUGAUAAAGCUAUCAUUGGAAGAGCUUUUUAAAAUAUGCAGAAUGUCUUACUGAAUUACACAGUGCAUAAUUUGCAUUUUAUUGUGGCUGUGAGCUGGGGUGUUGCUCUUUAAAGGAGAGUCAUUUCAACAACCAGCUGCAUGUAAAGACAUGCACUUUACGGUCCAUGGUAUGUAGCUGGAAUGGAGGAGGUGUAUUUAAAUCAUGCCACUUAGGAGCAUUACUCUUUCUGAAUGAUUAAUGCCAGACAAAACACUUUGAUACUUUCACGUUAAUACACUUCGUUGUUUUAGGAAGGAAAAUUGCACAAUGAAUAACAGAUCAUCAGGUGGGAUAAGCUGUGCUGUAGUAGUGUUAAUGUUUAUUCGGAGCCAGCAGCAGUGUGUUUUUGACAUAAACUGCGCUUGCCAGUUGCUUAUCACUGCUGGGCUCCUGGGGGUGACUGGGAUACCCCUGUGUUGCACACUGCAGGUAGGCUAAUGCUGCUCUUGUGUGGAUACCUAUAGCAGUGUGCACAGGAGGGCAGUGCUAUUGGUUCAGGUUCCCAUAGGCUUCCAUAAAAACUCAGUGUGAAUUUUCGCACAUCCCCUCUCAACUCCCCAAUCAGUUGACAGUGCCAGCUGGGAUUUUACAGUUUGCACUACUACACUGCUUGCUGCAGCUUGGAGCACUACAUAUUUGUGUUUAAUUGUCGUAGCAGUGUUUUUGUUUGUUACGAUGUCUGGCGUAGAGAAGCCUCAUAUUUAAUAUAAUUUUUUUUUCUUCCUAAUAUUAAUCAAGCCUAAGUGACUUGUGAAAGCCUGCAGUUCAUUGUUUGAAAUGUAUUACAACAUUUAGUAUUUCCAUUUCCUGCAUCUUAAACCAAUAUUGUAAACAUUAAGAGAACAUUUUGCAGGGAUAGUUGAAUAUUGUGGGCAAACCCAUCAGUGGUAAUGGUGGCUUUUCUAAGGAAAAGGUGGGUGGACUUGGAAUUGCUUAUCUAGGCACAUUCAUGUUUGUUUGCUAAUUCUUUUACAUAAGCCUGACAAGAAUAUAGUACUGCCCUGUACCAUUCUGGGUAGUCUAUAAUAAUUCUUGCAAACUUUGCAAAGCUCUGAUCUACUCAGAUGAAAAGUGCCCAGAGCAUGUUAAAAUAUUUUUUUUAAUGGAAUAAUGAAGAUUGCCCAAUUUAGUUCUACUCAGAGUAGAUCCAUUGACAUUAAUAGGCAUGUAAAUUAAUACAGUGGUACCUCAGGUUACAUACGCUUCAGGUUACAUACGCUUCAGGUUACAGACUCCGCUAACCCAGAAAUAUUACCUCGGGUUAAGAACUUUGCUUCAGGAUGAGAACAGAAAUCGUGCUACGGCGGCAGCGGGAGGCCCCAUUAGCUAAAGUGGUGCUUCAGGUUAAGAACAGUCUCAGGUUAAGAACGGACCUCCAGAACGAAUUAAGUACUUACCCUGAGGUACCACUGUAAUGUAGACUCAAUGAAAUAAAUCAUGUAAAUAUUAAUUUCAUUGGGUUUACUCUGCAUAGAACGUACAGUGGUACUUAAUUCGUUCUGGAGGUCCGUUCAUAACCUGAAACUGUUCUUAACCUGAAGCAUCACUUUAGCUAAUGGGGCCUCCUGCUGCCGCCGCGCUGCCGGAGCCCGAUUUCUGUUCUUAUCCUGAAGCAAAGUUCUUAAUCUGAAGCACUAUUUCUGAGUUAGCGGAGUGUGUAACCUGUAGCGUAUGUAACCUGAGGUACCACUGUAGUUGGAGAGUACCCUGAGAGGAAGCUUUGCUGAAAUGGGACUGUGUAUGUUUAUGCUGAACAGACAGUAGGCACUGACAGCUUCAGCACUGAAGCUCACCUGUUUAAGGGCAAUUGAUCCAGAAACCUCUUCUCUCUCACCCUCACCCCUUCUCCCUUCAUUAACUGAGUGGUGCGGUGAGUACUGAACAUCUUGAAUUCUUUUCAUGCAUGAAGGGCCUGGAUGGCUAUAUUAAGUACUUUUUGGAGUUGAUUUUCUUAAGCUCAAAUUCUAUAGUCAUUAUUUACUCUGUCGUGCAUUUAUGAACUAACAUUUGAGUUAACAAGAUCAACUACAGAUGUACCUCACUCCCAGUUUGAGGGAUUGAUGUAGUCUCCAGAGCAACUUUUUCUGGUCCCUUCAUGACCCCACUGAUUUUAAUUUGCUGGCAAUAAAAAAAAAAUCUAGACAGUGCCAGGGAAGGCGGAGCCUAAUGUCGUGAUGGGGAUGCUAAACACCCCCACCCUGGCCAUGAUCUGUCUGCUUGUGUGUGUGCAAGCUUGUGAGAGUGCAGGGUGUAGGGUGGCCACACCCAGUUUCGCCAAACUCAGCAUUGGUAUUUGACUCUCAGAGGGUUGGCCAUGGGACAAUGGGGUCAUUUGGGACAAACAAUUGUAGCCACCUCCUGCUCUACUGACUAUUGUAGAACACUUGAUCUACAAUGAAGGAACUUGUGCUUUUAUUUAUUUUCAGUCAAGUAGAUCAGUAACUAUUAUAAGCCUGUUCCCUGGGCUGCUGUAUAAAGGUAUAGGUAUAUCUUUUUCCCAAUGUUGUGUAAGAUUUGUGAAACCUGGACUGGAAAAAUCACAGCCGAUGUUAUAGUUCCAAGAGUACGCAUGACUUCUCAUUUAGAACCACUAUAACGUAGUCAUUAGGAGUGAGGAGACCUAGGUUCACAUCCCUACUUGACUGUGGGCUAGUCACUUUCUCAUCCUAACCUAUGCCACUGGGUGGCUGUGAGGAUAAGCAGGAGAGGAAAGAAUAUUGGAUGGUGCUUUGAGCUUGGAGGAAAGUUGAUGUAGUUGAUGAUGAUAAUUUAGGCAAAUGGCUUAGUGCUUUGCUUUACACUUGUUGUUCAAAGAAGAUUCUGUGUGAGAUACUGGGCAUUUUGGCAACGUGUAAUGCCUAACAAAUUAUAUUGUAUAAUUUAUUUGACUUGGUUUUGUAGCUAUUGCUUUCUUUUUGUAAAUAUUUACCAAUGCAGCUUGUUUUCAUGGAGUUGUUAAAUGUGUGUAUGGUGAGUUAGAGAAUAUGUAUUUAAAAUAGUGAUUUUUUGUUUUUGUUUUUGCAAUUGUGGGGAAGAUAUCAGUGCCCCCUGCUGUCUGUUGGAGAGCAGCAUUUGUUGUCCUUAGCAGCAAUGUUUUGUUAAUGUCUUUUACUUUCAAUGUACAAUACAUAACCUGAAGGGGGAAGGAGGAAAACAAUUUUGAUUUAAAAAAAAAUAGACCUGAAAGUAUCAGAAGAAUCAAAUUCAAAUUUGACUUCUGUGUAAAUAGAUAGUAAUUAGAGGUGUGUGGUUUUUUUAAUGAGUUUCCUGCUGAAUUAUAAGAAUAAAUGUAGUAGUUGGGAGUGAAGAACUGACUGACAGUGAUGGCUCUUGUUUGUUGAAAUAUUGUACUUCAUGAACUCAAUUCCUGAUCAUGAAUGGUUUAACAAUUGGGACAUAUUUGAGAACCUUAUAUUUAUUUUACGAAUUCAAAGCCUUUAGAAGCUAGAUUUGAUUUAUAUGUUUCCCUACACUUUGUGAUUUUGAAAAGUAAAAUUAAGCCACUUAGAUAAAAUAAUUGACUGACUGUUCUCCGGGUAUUUUGAGCCUUUGUUUUAGAGGUGAAGGCCAUUUUAUUCCAGGUACUUGUUUAAUAUUUGUUGUAGUUUUACGUCUGUUACAGCAUUGUAAUUUAACAACCUAAGAAGAAACCCGUUAGAUCAGAUCAAAAGGUCCACUUUUCUGUUUCCUACCAUAGCCAACCAGAUGCCUUUUGGAAGCCUACAACUAGGAAUCAGGAAUACAAAAGCCCUCCAUCAUUGUUGCCUUCCAGCAACUAGUUUUCACUGGCAUGCUUCCCCUAAAAAUGCAUAUUCCAUAAAGCCAUAAUGACUAGUAGCCAUUGACAGAGCAAUCCUGCAUUAAUUUGUCUAAUGCCCAUCACCACAUAUUUAGGCUUUGAAUUCUGUAAUGUGUUAUGUAAAUUACUUUCUUUAGUCUGUCCUGAAUCCACUUCCAAUUGGUUUGAUUAGAUGACACCAAAUUCUACUAUUAUAUUAGAAGAAUAACUUAUCUCUACCCACUUUUUCUGCAUCCUGCAUAGUUGUAUAAACCUUUAACAAAUCUUUCCCCUCCCACCCGCACUCAACUUCUUCCUGAACUAAAAGUCCUAAACCUCAUAACAUUUCUUUAUUGCAGCCCCAUAAUCAUUUUGCUUGCCAUUUCCCGCCCUUCUUUCAACUCUUCAAUAAAGUUUAUGAAAUGGUAUGAUCAGAACCAAACAGUAUUCCAGUUUUGGCUGCAUCAAAUAUUUGCAUAAGAGCAUUAUGAUACUGUAAGUUAUAUUUUCACCUCCUUUUCCAAUAAUCACUACCAUCAAACUGUCCUCCUGCAUCACUGCCACACGUUGCUGACCACAGUGACAUAUUUGCAUGUGCACAUCUCUGUUGAGUAUCACAGUCCUGGCUGCAAUUAAUUACAUCUUCACUCUCGCCUUCUUGUGCCCCUAUAUUUCAAUUACCCACUUCUGGAAAUCUCAUAGCCAAGAUAUGGGUUCUUACCUAUAGGGUCUAGGCUUAGUUAUGGCAUAGAGAUAAACCCCUAACCCCUGUGGUUGUUGUUGUUGUUACAGUAAUGAAAUGUUAUAUUUAGUAUUUCAGCAAAUUAAUAUAGCUGCCCAGGAAGAAAUAUCACCUAGACUGCUUACAGGCAAACAAAACAAUGCUAAAAAAAUUACAAUAUAUCACAAUUAAAAUCAGCAAAAAACAAUGAAAGCAAAAAACUAAAUAAAUAUGGAGCUGGCAUAUUAGCUGAAGUUAAUAAAAGGUGCUUUUGGCCACAGAUCCUCCUUGAGUUUCUAAUGACAAUGCUGGAUCCAAAAGCCCUACCCCCCUCCAGUCUGUGAACUGGAAUAUUUAGGAGAAGUGUAACUCCUUCCAGAACCGGUUGAAUGCUGUUCUCUUAGAACCACCCAUCAGCAGUACCACAGUCUUGUCUGGAUUGAUUCUCAGUUUGUUCAUUCUUGUUUUUAAAUAACUUUUUAUUGGGUUUUAUAGACAAGGAUCCUAAGAAUAAUAAAUGAUACAAACAUAGGCACCACUCUGCAAAGAACAAAGGGGAGGCCUUCAACCCUUGAUGUUACUGAAAGCCACUGAGUGGUCCAAAAGAACCAACACAUUCACACUUUUCCUGUCUCUCUCAAGGCAAAGAUUAUCCCAUUGAGCAACCCAAGGCAGUUUCUAUCCCAAGCCUGGGCCUGUGAUUUGAAAUGAUUUCAGAUAAUGUGCUUAAUCCAGGAGUGACUGGAGUUUACCAGCCGCUCAUAAAGUGGAUAGGCCCUUGAUAACUUGAGAUUCUUCAUAAGGUCCGUAUGAAUGAUCCAGUGACCUGAUUAUGUGAAUGAUAUAUGUAAAUAUUAAGAAUUUAGAUGUAGUGCUUUCUGUUGUGGGUAGAAUGGACCUAGGGGAAAUUCUGCAUGGUAACACACUGUGUUGCAUUAUUUCAUACAACUGAAUCUAAAGCUUAUUCUCAACAUGCCUCUUGUAGUUAAAAAUGGUGCACAUCUAACCAUAUACAGUAUUUUAUUUUCUGACUAGGAGGCUCUAGUUCUCACAUGUGGCUAAGGAGAAGCCCCUCCUCUUAGAAGUGGAGUGUCCUCUGCUUCAGAGAAAUAAUUACUUCUCAAUUCCCAUUUGAUAAUUCCCUCUUUAUUUUCUGAUGAGUUACUUAAUAGUGACGGGAUUGUUGAGCAGACUGCGUUUAAUCUGAGCUUCAGAAGCUUCUGAAUGGGUCUGGGGAUAUCAUGCUAUGUGUUUUUAUGCUGUUUAGUCUUGCCAUGAGAAUACUUAAACUGGUGGAAGGCAAGUAAACAGUUGAUAACAGUGAAUAAUGCUAUUAAUGAGUGCCCCGUCUCUUAAAUCAAAGCUGGCACUAUGGAUUUUGUUUUCUGUUUUGCCUGUGUGUUAAAUAGGUGCCAUGUAAAAUUCAGUACAUAAGGAUGUGAGGGCGAUCUGGCUGUGACAUCUGUCACCCCAUUGAUCUUCAGAGUUGAUUCUGCUAAAAGCAGUUGCAAUGCUUGUACAUUUUAGAAAUAAAAAUGGUGCAAUAAUUGUAGCGUUGCACCCAUCUGUGUGCAGAUUCCCAUUUCUCUUGUUUCUCUGCCCUUGAAUAGUUGGAAAACUGGGAUGUUUUGCAACAUUUUGGUUGCUUUGUGUUAGAUCAUUAUAAAAUAUUACUUACUCCAGCAUUUUGUAGUUUUCAGCAGUGCUUUAUCCUUUGGUCCUUACAUUUCUCUCCUCAUUCCUGACAGUUAUGGCCAGUCAGAUUCAUUUCUGCUUGAGGAGUGAAUCAUGGUUUUCAGGGUCUCUUAUUGCAUGCAAGCAGAGCAGAGAGCAUGAGUUCAGCAUUUUUAUGACUAUUUGCCAAGACAGUUAAAAAAUAAUAAUCUGGUAUGUUUUUGCAGUGGUUUCUUGUGAAAAAAAGUACAGAUGUGGUGAUUGGCUAAAAAAAGAAAGAUGAGUUUUUACAUUUUUCUUGAUCAGAAAUAGUUUGACUACUCAAUACAGACAAGAAGCAUAUUCUGUGAGUUGGCUUAUACCGCAUUGCAUCAUUUGACAGAUCAGAAGUGUACAGCACAGAUGGAAACUGAUAUUUUUUCUGAAUUCUUAAGACUAACCUAGUGAUCUAAACUGAAACCCAGUUAACACAGAUUCCGCAUAAAUGGUCUGUUUUUAAGCAGCCACCAACCUGGAUGCAUGAAACAACUUGGUGUAACCAUGCUCACGGAAGCAUUUAUGGUGGGUAAGGAAGAAGUACCAUCCAUCAACACAAACAUUAUUUCUGGUGGGGGCUUUUUUAUUGGCACAAGUGCUAAAUGGGUAGCUUGUGGCUGUGCUGCUUAGUUGUGCAUGCACCCCUGGCAGGAGUUAAAAAAUGAAACACAGGCAGACAGCGAUGGAUAUGACGCCUUUGCGAUUCAAGAGCUUGUGCAAAAAUGUUAACCAGAUGUAGUUUACAGAAACAUAAUAGCUGUGCACAAUAAAUUUUGUGCUUUUGAUAACUAAAAUAUUCCCCAGUAUCAAAGUAAGGACUGAGCCUUUAGUCUUUCCGAACAUACAGAGCUCUGGAGUUUCUAGAACAGGGCAAGCAACUUUCUUUUGUGUGUCUCCACCUCUCUUGUGGGGUAAGCUAUACUGUGCAUCUUUGGUGUGUUUCAGAAAAAUGCAGGAGAAGUAAAUUAAAAUGAUUGGCUUGUAUUACGUUUCCCUCCAGAUAGCACUGUGUAUAUUAAGUUGAAGCCACGAAUAUGUUUUUAAUAACAGAAAUAGACAUAGAAAAAGCAUUUUUCUUAUAUUAAACAGAGCCAGACAAUAUACUCCCUUGUCAAAAAUACAGCUUGUGUGGAAUGUUAUUUAGGAGAAAAGGAAUGGGAGAGAUGCAAACCAAGUGACACUUCACCAACAUUUAUAACAGCCAGGCAUACUGGAAAGUGCUUAGAGCUUUUUAAAAUAGCUUUUGCUUGCAUGAGUAUUCUAACAAGUAGUUUUGCAUUGCAUAUGUUGUACCUACCAGAGCCUUAUGCUCCUUAUUUUUCUUAAUGUGUCUUGUAUAUCUUUUUUUUAAAAAAACAAUACGCUCAUAGGCAGAAGUUAAAUGCAGAAGCUAGAUGAAGUACUGCAGGUUCACACUGGUGAGUUAUAAGGAACCAUGCUUGUAAAGUGAGGUGGGGUUGCUGGAAUGGCAAACCUCCACUUGAGCCAAGAUCUCUGCUGGGAGUCAGGGCUGUGCUGGUUUGUAGGCAAAACAAAUUAACCGCUGUUAUGCUUGGUGACUUGAAAAUAAUUUAUUCUCUGAUAAUGAUGAGUAUCUUUUCUUCUCUCUGGGCCACUAAUACGGAGGAUAUUUCUGUUUAACUUGGCAAAACUAUUCGAAGAAGGGAUUGGGUGAAACAUAAGGUCGUAUCUUAUUAUCCUGUCCUCCCCUUUUCCACACUAGAUAUCUAAUUGCUAAUAACUUACUUUCCCUUGCUGAUAUGGACACUGUAUACAGACAUAUGAUGAACAAAUUCUGCUUUUUUCAGGGUCAUUACUUUCGUAGUGUGGUUCAAGUGCACGCACAUAUACAUGGCCUCGUCUGUGGCCCUGGGUUAACUGAAGGAUUUGUAAAGCUGUCAGCAUUUCUGCAGAACUGUAACUGCUUGCUUUUCUUAUUAGCAAUAAAGGGGUUCCAAGUCUGCAUUUCAUACGAUUCGUCUUUCAUUCCAGGAACCUUGCCACUCCCACUUUACUCAUGGGAAAAGCUUUUUAUAUUUGCACGUACACAUUCCUCUGAAACUUGCUGGGAUUUUUAAAAUGUUGCACAUCCUUCCAGACUUUUUCUUUCCUUUUCUUUCUGUUCCAGUUUUCUUUUUUGUUCCACUUCUGUGGCUGCUAAGUACAACGUGUCUUUUACAGUAUAAGUGUUUUUUUAAACAACAGCAGCAACAACAACAAUAACAUGCAUUCUGUAUCAGUACCACAUCAGCGAGUCAUGCGUUUAAUUCACUAGCAAUUUGGAAGUUCGAAACCUGAUUGGUUAAAACUUAGCUGGUGGAUGGGAAGCAACUCAUGGUGGCCAAGUGUUCUGAGCAGUGGCUCUUAUUCCAGAAGCAGCAACAAUAGGCUUUCCUAUGAAAAAUCAUGGACCAUGGACCAGCUAUAGCAUGGAUGUUGAAAGAGGCAGAGGCAGCAGUAGUUUGUGGUACUCCCUGUGUAACAGGUGGAGAACUGGAUCCAGCCUAUGGACCAGGUCCUUAUCUCCCCCACAUACCCUCAUGGGCCAACUUUGACAGGUGGACUUAUUAUUAUGGUGCCAGGGGAUGGACAUGAGAUGAUUCACACUUGUUAUUCAAAGUGCAAAGUUAUUCAUGAGUGCUUAAAGCAGCCCCCUUUGAAGACCUGCUACCAGAGCCAAUCAUCUGAUUGGUUCUAGGAAUGCGUCUUCAAAGAGGUUCCCUGGGACCACUGACCAGCUGAUUGACAGUUAGUCCUUUUGAAGGGGGGAAAUGUUCCUAAAACCAGAGCAUUUUCUUCUCAGAAUAAGCAGGUUGCAUUUAACAUACUCCCUCCAGUUGAAUACAAAUUUCUUUCUCCAGCCCCCUUGGCUGCACUAGAGAACCUUGAAAACUCUCCAAUGUUGCCAUUCCCAGCUGAUUGUUGGUAUUUUGUCACACCCUGACAACCAGCUGCUUGUGGGGGGGGGGGAGGAGUGGAACCAGGCAGCAGAAAAAUCUGGAAGCAGCUACAGGUAUCCUAGUUGCUUCUUUCUGAUGUUUUCCAGACUGAGGGUGUAUAGGCAUUAGAACUAUGACAGGCAGAGGCGUAGGAUUGGUUCUCCUGGAUCACGUGACUGCCAAACUCAGAGGGGUUAUUCUGGCAGGUGGUGGUUUCUCUGAUGUGAAAUCUCUUCUCUUGGCUGAGCUGCCACUUUUCCCUGCCCCACAUCUGACAUAAUUUAUGGCAUCAGGUGUAGGGCAGAUGAGUCUGGCUUUGCCAAAAUGGCCUGAUGGGCAUAAUUAGGCCCAUGGACCAGAGGUUUUCCCCAUCGCUGCUGACACAAGAACAGGAGGGCAUUGGACCUUAGUGUAGUCAUUGCCAGGCCUUAGGGCAAUCACUACCUCUUAGCUUAACCUCACUGGGUGGUUGUUAGGCUUAACAUCAGAAGGGGGAGCCAAGCAUGUACAUCACCUUGAACUUCUUGGAGGAAAAGUGGAAUAUUAAUGCAAAAUCAAAAACAGAGAAAAAUUGGUUGCUAUUUUAACAUGUGCAGUUGGGCUACAGUUAGCACCAAGGACAUGAAGCAUCUGAGCACUUGCUGAAUUACAUCCCAGUGGCUAAGUAGCAGAGAAUGUAUGCAGGGGAUGGGGGAGUCCAUAACUCACAUGUUGCACAGUGGAGGAACAUGGCAGAAUACAGUGAGGCUCGACAGUUCAGGGAACUCAGCAGACAGCAGAAAGAUCUGGAUGCAGCAAGAAUCAGCCUUGUGAUUUCCAAACUCAGGCUUGUUGCUUUUUCUGGUUGGUGGCAUUUUUGCCUGGUCUGAAAUGCUCUACAGUGUCCUAAUGGUUCAUAGUAUAGGACAAUGCUGGAUUGCAUCUUCUUGCCUGUUUAGCGUUCACUUUUCCAUUUAAACCAAAAUGCACAAAAACAGAGGAGUUAACAAAAAUGCUUUUUCAGGGAAAUUAUUAAUUGAUUUCAGUAAGACUUGUUUGCAAAUUCUGCAUUUAAAAGCCCAGGAGAACGUGAUGCAGAAGCUGGCGUCUUUGUGCUAAACCUAAGCAACUUCAGUUCAACCACUGGCAGCUUGCAGUAAGGUCACUCAUGUGUGGCCUUAGUUUCCCUUCAGUAAAAUGGAAAAUAGUUUUCUAGUUCUCAGGGUCAUGGCGAGGGUAAGAAGGGAAGAAAUGAUGUAAAUAAUUUUGCACUUGUAAAUUGCACCUGUCAAAAUAGCAAGGAUUUCUCAUACAUUUAAAAAGUCAUUCUCAAAAUUGGUUGCCGCAAUUACUGCACACAAUUACUACAAGAUAGAAAUUACUGGAGGAAAAGAUCCUUUCCCAGUUUGUUUGCAUUCUGCAUUUGAUAGCACUUUGUUUUGGUUUCACUUAUUGCCUGUAUUAUACGUUUUCUCUGGGGAGGAAGAAAUAAGACCUUGGCCUGGCCAAUGGGUGUAAUGCUGGAAAAUACUUAAGGUUUUUAAAAAACAUUAUUAGUUACCAUAUCACUAGAUUCUCUCUCAAAGCCAGUGUCCUUUUAAUCAGCAAACAGGCUUUAUUGCGUCUUCAAAAUAAUGAAAAGUUGAGCAAAGUUUUUGAAGAUGGGCAUCUGGCAAAAGCGUCUGUAUUUCCAUCUGCGAGUGGUUAGCAAAGUGUUUAUGAUAUUUAAAUAGCACAAGCCUUUUCUCACUUUUGUAUUUUAUUCUGGUGACCUGUUUCCUUGACAAAUGGUCUUUUUCAAUAGUUUUGUCCCAGGUAUUAUGAAAAUGUUUGGAAGAUGUUUGUUACAUAAUUAAGAGCUGGAAGGGACGUUAACUCCCUGACAGAAGUGAGAAUACUCCCCAAAGCCUGUACCCUUGUCAAAAGACUAUAGUUCAUAUCCUUGUUGUUGGCAUCCAUCCAUCAUUCUCUCUCUCUCUCUCUCUCUCUCUCUCUCUCUCUCUCCAAUGGAGUGCACCUCUGGUGGUUAAGUCAAGCCUCUGUGUUGGCAGAAUCAAAAUGACCUCCAUGAGUCACAAGCCUGGGCAGGGUGCAUGGAGGUCCUGGUCUGCCCAGACAACAAGACCCCCCCCCCACUUCCCGGCUUCGGUGACGUCCAAAGGAAAACAGAGCCACGAUUUUCAGCUGCUCAUGGCAUUGGGGGACAAACAGCAGACUUUACCCCGCACACUCCGACUUACAUGAGUGGAGCCUGGAAAGCAGAUCUGAGUGAGGACUUCUGCUCAGGUCUGCUCCUAGGGUUUAUUAAGGGGCCCAGACAUGCUUACCCUCACCCACAGGACCAGGCAGGAUUUUUUUUUAACUAACUGAUGGAAUGGCCAUAGUACAUGACUUGCUUGUUUUUGCCUACCUCAUAGCAAAAUUGUAAUGCUGCAUUUAUCCUAUGUCACAGCUUUGUAAGGGCAGAAGGGGCACUGGGCUGGAUCCAUAGAAGGGAUGUUGCGGAAAGACACCCGGCCCCAUCUCAAGGGGAGUUCUCUUGGAGGACGGUGCUGUCUGACCAGAAGGCCAGAUUGGGGGCUGAUGGGCCAUAGUGCCCCCUACCAUGUUGUCUCUAAGGGUUCCCCUGAAAAUAGUUCAUUCCAUAGGUAAAGGUAAAGGUCCAGUCAUGACCGACUCUGGGGUUGCGGCGCUCAUCUUGCUUUAUUGGCCGAGGGAGCCGGCAUACAGCUGGUCAUGUGGCCAGCAUGACAAAGCCGCUUCUGGCGAACCAGAGCAGCACACAGAAACGCCGUUUACCUUCCUGCCGGAGCGGUACCUAUUUUUCUACUUGCACUUUGACGUGCUUUCGAACUGCUAGGUUGGCAGGAGCAGGGACCGAGCAACGGGAGCUCACCCCGUCGUGGGGAUUCGAACCGCCGGCCUUCUGAUUAGCAAGUCCUAGGCUCUGUGGUUUAACCCACAGCGCCACCCACAUCAGUUCAUGCUAUAGUGGACCCUAAAUAUUAGACAUUCCCCUUUUGGUAUGACGGUGUAUCGAUCAGCACUUGGGCUGCUUGAUCAUUGGAUCCAUGUUCUGUGGCUAUGCCAAACUUGUUUCUCUUUAAUCAGUCAAUCAAACUGCGGCCUUAUUCCAUCCCAGAUAUGUCUCACGUUUGUCUUGUUCUGCUUCCCACCCCUGCAUUCACUGUGUAUGCCUGCAAGUGCACCCAAGUUCUGUCUGCUGUUUUCUUACCAUUUUUGUUGCAUUCCAGGACUGUCCUCUCUCCCCACCCCCCAAAUUUUUUUUAUUCGCCUUGAGGUGUGGUGACCCAAAUUGGACACUGUUCCCCAUAGUAAAUAAAUUAGAAGGAAUUCCUAAGUGGUAGCAGUCAGAAGACUAGCAAAGAACAGGUCUGUCAAAGUGCUUUUCUUUUCUUUCCAACCUAGAAAAUGCAGUAGAAAGCAGUAGAAGGAGCCACAGGCAGGGGUGCUUUGCUACUUAUGGUCUAUGUUACAUGCAGAUGUGCUUCCUUACUGCAAAGCAGCAUCAGGUCAGCGUAACCCCGUAGGGAAACAGUGGGGUGUACGGGAUGUGCUUAAACAUUUCCCUUUCAGCUGCCUCCUCAAUUUUAGGUCUCCCAAACUGCUUUUUCCCAUCUAGAGUGUCCCAGUUGCGUGUUUACUUUGCAAACACACAUCUAGAAGAACAUUAUGAGGGGGGAAAGUCCACCCUUUUUUCAAUCUGUUACAAAUUGCCUCUGACCAUUGGUAUUUGAAUACACACAAAUGCUUUUUCCUGUUUGACUCUCAGUAGCUUGGUUAGGGACAGCUGCGGUUAUUUGCAAUAGGCAAGCCGCUGACUUAAACCCAAGCCUUCUAUUUCUCCAGGUGUUUAGGCUGCUGGCAUAGGUCUUGCUUGCAUCCAAGGAGGCUGUCUGCUUUUGCAGCGGGGGCAACCUGUUCUUCCCCCAGCAGCCCUCUGCAGGCCCUCAUAGUCUGCCCCAGGACACUGGAGGAUCCUUUGGAGCAGAUUUUGCAGGUGCACUGAUUGAAGACAAGGCGGUGAAGUCCUGCCACAUGAGCCGGGGCAGCCCAUCAAUAAGGCACAGUGAAACCAUUUGCCACUGGUGGCAAAUCUGACUGCUGCCAUUGUGCCACUGCCAGCCCUGCCAAGGCUUCUCCCAUGAUGCCACCACUGUGCCACUGCCAUUGUGCCCUCACUGCUGCUUCUGUGCUGUGGGCACAGCCACAGGCGAUGUUGCGGUGGUGGGGCUGGUGGCAACAUUGGGGCAAGUGGGGGCUCAGAUCUGCCUGAUGUGGGUGCGGGGGCAGCAUCAGGGCGGUAUCCCAACAGCAGCCCUGACAUGAGCAAUGUUGCAUUCCUUACAUUAAUUUUUUAUUUAUUUCUCUGCUCCGCCUCCCCCAUGUCUAAAUACUAUUUUAGGGCCAUUUCUGUUCCUUUGGUUUGUUUGUUUCAGAUAUAAACUCUCUUCUGACUACUUGUCUGUAUAGGUUUUACAACCAUAAGGUUCUCUAUGCAAAAGGAAAUGUAUGUCUGCAAAACAUGUAAGUGCACUGUAUGCAUGUUAGCUUAUUUGUUCAAGUAUGAAUGAAUGAAUUUAUUAAUACGGUCACAGACCAGCGCCAACACACACAACAUCACAGAUCAUAAAAAAUACAUAUAAAAAAUACAAAGGGCAAUAUAAGUAUAACAAGCAUUUAAAUAUAAAAAAUUUAAAUUAAUUAUUAUUAAUUAAAAAAUUUAAAUUAAUUAUUAUUAAUUAAAAAUUAAAAUUAAUUAUUAGCAUGCCCCCUGCUAUCAACACUUGGGGGUUUGGUCACCAUGGGAUACCACUUGCUUCCUGCGACUAAUUGCAGCCGCACAGAAUUUGGCUACAUUUAAUGUAGUCUUAGUAUUCUUGUCCUCUAGCAGCGGUUCCAAACCAUGGUGUUCCGACUCCUUCCCGGACUUCCGCAAAACAGGAGCAAUAAAAAUCGAACGUAUGUCCUCAUAAAAACGACAACGCAACAGUACAUGUGCAGCAGUCUCAGCCUCCAACGAGCCACAGGGGCAGACCCGCGCUGGUUCAAGUAUGUAGUCAGGUCAUAGACAGAAGUGAAACAAAGGCCUGGAUUGUUAUAUAUCACCACCUGACCAGCAGUAUUUUUUGAGAUUGUGCAGCAUAUUCUGGGAUAGUACCUUAAAAUAUUAUUUCACAUUACAUGCAAGUUCACUACCUGUGGAAAGAAUACUGCUGAACUCAUGAAGGCAUUUUGUUACGCUUGUUUGUAGAGGAAGAGACAUGACAUGUGAGGCGUGGUCUUUUAAGAUUUUGAUCUGAUAUUUAUGCAGGGAUAGAAGAGAUUAAACUUGACAAGGCAAUGAUUUCUGUGAAAGGAAAUGCACUCUGCUACAAUGUAUUUCAAUUAAUUGACUGUGAUUUUAUGUAAACUGUGCUAUUUUUACUGUUGUUAGCUGCUCUGAGCCUGGCUUUGGCUGGGGAGGGCGGGAUAUAAAUAAAAUUUUAUUACUAUUAUUAUUGUUAUUACUACUUUGGUUAUUAUGUCUCAUUGAUUACAUAAACGUAUACUCUGCUUUUCCCCUCAAAAAGGAGUUGCUUGAAUCAGCAGAAAUAUACAGUGUCCAAACCAAGGGAAGUAAUAAUACUGCUAUAUUCUGUCUUGGUCAGACCACACCUGGAGUACUGUGUCCAGGUCUAGGCACCACAGUUUAAGAAAUAAAUUGACAAGCUGAAUUGUGUGCAGAGGAGGGCGACCAAGUCUUAUCAGGAACUGUUGAGGGCGUUGGGUAUGUUGAGCCUGAAGAAGAGGAGAUGCAAUAGUCACCUUCAAAUAUCUAAAGGGCUGUCACAUGGAAGACAGUGUGAUCUUGUUUCUCCUGCUCUGGAGGGUAGGACCUGAAGCUAUGGCUUCAAGUUUCAAGAAAGGAGAUUCCAACUAAACAUCAGAAAGAACUUUCUGAUAGUAAGAGCUGUUGGACAGUGGAAGGCCUCCCUUGGGAGGUGGUGGAUUCUACUUCCUGGGAGGUUUUUAAGCAGAGGUUAGAUGGCCAGCUGUCAUGGAUGCUUUAGUUGAGAUUUCUGCAUUUCAGGGGGUUGGACUAGAUGACCCUCGGGGUCCCUUCCAACUGUACAAUUCUGUGAUGCUAGAGUGCAAAAUACAAAACAAACAUAAAAAUGUGGUCCAUUGUCAAAACACAUUUACCAGACUACAGCAGAAUACAGAGAGCCGAAACUCCCAUUUGUGUAUUUUUGAUUCAUCGCAUACUAUUUAUGCUGCUGUAUUGAAAGCUUGUAUAGAUUUGUAGGAGAAAGCAAGCUCUCAGCUAUACAAUCACAGCACAUUACUAUUAAGACACCCACAUGUAAUAAAAAUAACAGCUCUAACUAAGCAUGAGAACUUAAUUUAAAAGGACUACAUAGAUAACCAUAUCUGUUGUGUACCAUCUUAGUAAAAUGUUAAAAUUGAGUAUGGUUUUUUUUGGGGGGGGAAAUAAUAAUAAUGAAGAAAUUGCAACAAAUAACUGCUUUUCCAUAAAACAUACAGGGACCUGAUGGUUAAAAUGGCUAUCAAAUGUAGUGUGAAUAUGAAACAAAUAUAUCACCUUAAGCACUCUAAAUGCAACUGAUAUCCCAGUAUGAAUAGCACUCUAUGAAAAGAAUAAAUAUGUCUUGCAGCUGGGAACUAGAAUAAACUGUUUCAAGGUGAAAGAGGAGCAGUAUUAUAAGGGUACACACAAAAGAAAUUUUAUACAGAUGUUUUAAGAGCUGCUUUUUCCAGUCAGGGUUGUUGAAAUUGCAAGUCAGGAGCAAUAUUACUGCUUCACUGAAAAUUGUUCCAAAUACUUUAGAUAGCACAGGAAAUGUGUUCUCACAUACUUGACAUUUAAAUAUUAAUACUAAUACCAAAACCUUUUGACCACAAAGAAAUGCUGGAGCAAGAUUUGGAAAGGAGAUCUUUUUGAUCAGGUGAAGUAGUAUCAUUUUAUGACAGAGUUGUCUGUAUUUUUGAUCAUUUUGUCACUUGAAGAAACUACAAAAUAUAUAGUAAAACCAAGAAUUUGUUUUUGCCUCCUGCACCCUCAACUGGAUAUGCUUCUUUUGAAAAACGAUGAAUAAGCACUAAUUACCCCAACCAGUAUUUUUCAUUUGCUGUUAUCUUUAGCUUGCCACAAAGAGGUUUGUAGACUUUUCAAAUACUGUUUUUGAGAUGGGUGUGGUUAAAAGAUGCCUUCCCCGAAGAUGCUUCUCUGGUUGCAUUUCUCUAAUGUUUUUCUUUGGGCAAUGAUAAUUGAAGAAGGGAAGGAGUGACAAGUACUUUCUUCCCUUCUAUAAUUUAUUAUUUCCUUUGCAGAAUUACAUGCUGCACUAAUAACAAAAAUCAGAAACAUUGUACAAUACAAUUUCCUCAAUGUAGUUUUAAAAAAGACGGGGAGGUUUUUUGCUGCUUGGCAGCCAGCUGAAAGCUUGCUUUGGGGUGGUUUUCCAGAAAUCUGGGUGCCUGUAGCCUCCAGUCAUAAUAAUGGCAUGACUAUUGCCACAGCCAAUCAGGAAAGGGGAGGGGAAACAUGAUGAGAUGGCUGGAAACAUUGGAUGGCAUUCAACUAUGUUUUACUGAGUAACUCCGUUGAAACAAAUGGAACUAACUUGGUCAUUUUCAUUACCCUUAAUGGAUCUACUCUGGGUAAAACUUAGUUGAAUAUCUCUAACUAUUUUGUUAGCUUUAAGCAUUUGCCACAUGACACACACCAACUUCAUAGCAUCAGGUUAUUUGUAGUGGGAGCAAUACAGUACACCUGUCAAAAAUUGGAAAGCUUUCUCCAUAUAUUCCAGUUUUCAAAUAGUGUGUAUGUGUGCCAUAGGAUAUAUUGCCCCUGAUUAAAAGUAGUCACAUGCUAAAAGAUCUCAAACUUGGGAUAGAAGGUCCUUAUGAACUCAGUGCAUAUGGUAGUGACCAUCCUUGCCUUGUGAAGAGGCCUCUAGCCUGGCCAUAAUGUAUAAUAGAUGAUGAUGAUGAUAAUGUAUAAAAACAAUCUUAAAUACAUUUUCCUGUCCAAUGAACUCCCUUAUUUUAUUUUGUCAAGCGGUUAUCUUGUGGAAGCAAGGCCAGUCAGUGAGGUUACAGUUCUAGUGAUGACUGGGAUAUUUGGAAGGAUAUAGAUGGAAUAUGUUUCUGUCCCUCCUAGUGAUGUAUACCAGACAUCCAUUCUAAACCAUUACAUAACCUCUUCAUUCACUAUGUGGUAUAGAGCAAUAUAUUUGUUAUUGUGCCUUUUGUCCCAAAAGGAAGCACAGGGAAGCUAACAACACAAAACAGUACAAUAAAAAUAGCUUUAAAUAAUACUUCUCUAACACCAAUCAAAGGCCUGAGUGAGUAGGUGAGUUUUCAGAUUGUAUCUGGACAUAGCCAGAGCGAGGGAAAAUCUGAUUUUACACAGAAGGGAAUUCCAUGGGGGCUCCUGCCACUGAGAAUGCCCUGUCUCAAUCUCAGAUGACCAUUCUCCUCUCCAGCACUGAUGCAACUAUGACCAGGACCUCUCACCCUCGUGGCAAAGUCUGUGUCGGAAGAUACUAGGGAAGAUGCUACUUCAAGUAUAUAGGCCCCAAAUCGUUACAUUUGAUGUGAAAGAGAGCAUUGGCUCUCCAAUCCCUAUAUCCCCACUUCACAAGUGUGGCUGGCAAUACUGUAGAGAAGCUCCAUGUGGUUUGUAGACCCAUCUGUAUGGCUGGAGCUGGCCAUAGUUCAUUUUGUUUUUGGUUGAAUUUGCCAUAGUUCAGUUGUUUUUGGUUGCAUCCUCAUAGCAGUUGUCAUUUGUACUCCAUUUAUCCACUUGUACCCUUUUUAUCAGCUUCUCUCUGCUCCUUGCAGAGAGUAAUUGGAGUAAUUGGAGUAAUUGGAAAUAUACUUGGUGAUAAUAACACAGGACUUUGCCACAAAGGCAGAGGGCAGUGUUCCAACAUUUUGUUGGAAAUAACGUACUUGCUGAAUGGAAAACACCGUCAUGGUGUUCAGUUGCGCCAGAAGCGGUUUAGUCAUGCUGACCACAUGACCUGGAAAACUGUCUGUGGACAAACGCCGGCUCCCUCGGCCUGAAGCGAGAUGAGCUCCGCACCGCAUAGUUGCCUUUGACUGGACUUAACCGUUCAGGGUUCCUUUACCUUUUAUCUUUAGUUUCUCUCAUCAUAACAUUCAGCCAGAUGAUGAGUUGCUUUAAUUCUAAUAGCAAAAUUUGCUAUUUCCUUUGCAAAAUUUGCAAUGUACUUCCCAACCAGAAUAACUUCACAAAUGGUUGUGUUUCCUGGCCUAUUAAAAUAUUUUAUGAAAUUUUACUUCUUGAGGCUAUUACAUCCCAGUCAUUGAGAGGCAUGCUGACAGAAUUUCUACUGGACAAAGCUUUGAUUCUUCAUUAUUGUCUUAAAAGUAGAAUAUAUGAAUUGCUACUACAGAUGUGAGUCAGAGGUAAGAGUCUAAUUAGUUAGCAUUUACUAAUAGUAGCUAUGUCUCUGUGGACUGCAGUUCACUAACAAGGCUUUAGUCAUAAAGUAGCAACUGCUAGCUUGGAUUAGAUAAUUCAUAGACUCAGAUUAAAAACCCAUAAGGAGACCAUUAUGAUGUCUGAGUCUGGCAUUGUAACAGCAUAAUGCAGGAUAUAGAACUUGGUAGUUAUUCCUAUAUUGUCCUUGUAAUUUCCAGUUGAGUUAAAAUAUAUGUUCCAGUACUUGAUUUGGAGAUCCUGAGUUACAGAGAAUCCCUUGCCACCAUAGUCUAGGCAGAUUGUUCUCCUGGCUAAUUAUUUUUUAGCAUGGAUUAACGAGCUCAUGGUCUCACAGAAAAAUCCCAUCAUACUAAAAAAAACACACCUUAGAAGCUGGCAUAUUUAAUAGAGUUUGUCUCUAUCAUUAUAGAAUGUUACAGCCUUUGCUGGCUGAAUGAAAUUCAUUCUCAAACUUACGCAGCAUUGUGUGAACUCAGUGGGAGCAGGCACAGGGUUCCGUAUUCAUGGAACAGAAAAUCAGUCUUAUGCAAAAGUGAUCAAAUUAAGAAAGAAAGCGAACAGGGCUUGUGACGGUUGGUAGCUGUAAUGAAUUAAAAAUGGCUCUAGGUGUUUAAUUUGGAGCUCACUGACACAGGUUGUCAUGAUGGUUCCAAAAUGUGGCACAGCCAAAAUUGUGUAAAUUUUGGAGUGCUACUUCAAAAGUUUUAAGUUCUGCUAUUUUCUGUGUUUGUUAAUGAAUGUGUUGCAGGUCCUUCCCAUGUAUCUCUCUCUCUCUCUCUCUCUCUCUCUCUCUCUGUGUGUGUGUGUGUGUUAUUCUUUGUUUGCAAAUCUAUGGUAUUUUCCUAGCAUUUGCUUCCCCCAUCUGUGUCUAUUUUUAAAACUUACAAUUCAAUCUUGUAGUAUAGAAGACAUUCUUAUUCCCAAUCUGUUUCUUCCCCACCCCAAGGGCUGCUUCUGUGAAAGCAUUUUUUUUCUGAAUGCCCACAUUUGAUGGUUUACACAAUGGAAUUAAGUAAAGAAUUGGGGCCUAAUAGAUUUUGCUUUUGUGGGGAGUGGGAGUUUACUGCUCCAGGCAGCAGAUUUUCACCGUUCGCAAUACAGCUUUGUCCUGUUUGCUCGGAACUUUAAAGAACAUGAAGUAAGAGCUUUUUCAGUGGUUACAUCUAUUCUGAUACAUGGAACAAGCUUUUUUCACAUCAUGAUGAGAAUUCACUGUAAAAAAAACAUGUAAUCCUAGCUAAGUAACUUCUGGAUGGUUAUAUUGUCUUCUAUAUCCCAAGGUAAACAACACGAUCAGUAACUUUCUAGCUAGUUAUAGGGACGAUUUAUAAAUGCAGCGUGCUCUAUGCCUUGUGCAGUAGUAUCAUUUUUCUUAACAGUAUGUAUUGAGGUCAAAUUGGUGAAAAACAGGAGUGGUUAAAUGUUAGCUGAGCUGUGUGAAUGUUAACGGAACUAAAGUAAUACUGAAACUAUUGUGGGAGUAAAAUGGUGGUGGUUUGGCAGAUAACAAGAGAGAAGAAAACAUUUUAUUGGGCUAUAAAUGUAUUUUUAAAAAAUGUUUGCAACACUGAAUGAAAAGUAAUCGUAGCAUAAUGUUGCUCAAGCUGAAUUUUCAGUUUGCCCCAAUCCUGCUUGCAUUUGUAACUUCAGUAAAAUGAUAGUUCUUUAUCUCUGAAUGUUAUCUCUGAAUGUGAUUAAAAGUAUCUUCAUACUCUUAUGACAUUUUGUAUAGUUUUGAAAGCAUUUUGCAUAUAUGUAGUAACUGAAUUUUAUAUUUAUUAUGCAGUCAUGUAUCACAUCUCUUAAAGUCACUGAAGUAUUGUGCUAGCAUUAUUUACAGGGUUUUUUUAAAAGCACUUGUUUUUCUGGAUAUUUGCUUUUAUGCAAAAGUUUAUGUUAAAAUUUGCAAUGGCUUCCUGGCUCUUAGAAAACUACUAUUUUUCCCCUCUAGUUAGAUAAAAUUGUUCAACUUUCAUAAACAAACAGCUCCUUCUACUUCAGAGAUGAACCCAAAAUGCUAUCAAACCAUUUUUGAGAAAGUUUAUAUCAGAAUUUGCAUUUUUACAUACUUCAUAGGAAGUAGCCAAGUAUAUUAAAUUGAAACUAUUAACUGUUGAUUUUGUGUGAAUGUUCCAACAUACAGUGGUACCUCAGGUUACAGAUGCUUCAGGUUACAAAUGCUUCAGGUUACAGACUCCGCUAACCCAGAAAUAGUACCUCGGGUUAAGAACUUUGCUUCAGGAUGAGAAUCAGAAAUUGCGCGGUGGUGGCGAGGCAGCAGCGGGAGGCCCCAUUAGCUAAAGUGGUGUCUCAAGUUAAGAACAGUUUCAGGUUAAGAACGGACCUCUGGAACGAAUAGUAUAGCAUAGUGUCUGUUUUUAUGAUUCCAUAUGUGAUUGGUUGCAUAUAAAUAAUGCAUAUAAAUAAAUGAAAUAUGUAUCAUUGUAGCUAAAUAUGCUAAAAUGAGUUCUGAAUGCAUGUGACACAGCUUUAUGCAGGCAAAAUGAGUGAAAUAGCUGGGUGAUUUCCUUCCUCCCGCCUCUGUGGAACAAAAAAAAAUUCAACAUUUUGUAGAGAUGCAAAUUGAAACACAUGACAGUACCUAUACAGUAUAUAAAUAUAGUGCUUGAAAAGAGCUACAAAGCUGUUCUUUCGUAAUAGAAUCCAACGUGUUUACUAGUUUUUGAAAAUGUGUGCACAUCAAAUAAAUCUCCAGUAUUUGGGCCAGAGUGUACCAGCAUUAUGCAAAGGGAAGAUUAACAGCACUCAGUAUAAAGCUAUGAUCCACUUUCCUCUUGAUUCCCAGACACUAUCAACCAAAUCAACAAAGAACUAAACUAGUGAAGAGGUCAUGUUCUUUGCUUCAUUUGCAUCAUUAUAAGGGGAAAGUCUGUCAUAAUAGAAAAUCUCACUGAAUCUAGUGAAUUACCUCUCAAUCAUGAUAGCACAUGUAGGAAGAUUAUAAUGGGAAUAAAAACAGCCAGGAUAGCAAGUGUGCCUCAAUACAAUGAAAGACAACACCAGACAUUCUGCAGCUAGUAGUUCUCUUCUAGGUCUUCUUCUGGUCAUUUCAGUCUGUGCGCUCAAGUCUCUGAUAACCCUUUGCUCUAAAGGGCCCAGUUACCCUUAAGGACAGUCCUGUGUGCAUGGCCUCAAAUGAUGUUAAUUGGGACAUCGUCACUUUUUCUCCUGUAUCCAAGGAGAGAGGUUAUUGGUAUUUGUCAUUCUGUACAUCCUCCCAUUGGAUGGGAAUAGGAUCAGUUGCCCCUAGUACUUAAUAUGAAUUCCUGGGUUCAAGAAAGAAAUUCAGCACAACAGUUGCCUCUCUCUAUCUUCUGGCCUGAAGGCUGGAAGGCAAGGAGGGAAGUGUGGCAGGAGAGGCAACCGCAAGGAGUGUCAGGGGCGGGGCAUGUCUCAGGUGUGGGAGACUUGAACACAAGCAGAGACUGCCUUGUGUUUUGUAUUGUUUAUUUUUAAGUGUUUCUGGUUCUACAUUGUCUUUUAUGGUGGUGUAUUUUAUUUUGUCGAGUUGCUUUGAAACAUUUUAUUUAUUAUAAAGCGACAGUUAAAUGUAAUAAAUUAUAAACAUUAUUUUUUAUUAUUAAUAGAGUAAGUGAACAGGUAGGGAGCCUCAAAAGAAAAAGGAUAAGGAGCUUAAAAAAGGAGCCUAAAAUUAAUGUGCAAAUAAUUUAUGUAAUAAUAUAAUGUGCUCAAUUUAUUUUGGUAUAUUGCUGCCCUCAUCACUGAGAGUGAACAAGAACUAUAUUAGGAGUGCUCAAUAGUAAAAUAAUACCAUUACAUAAAAAUAAACACAUUACAUCAAAUAGCUAAGCAAACUAUGUACAUCCCCUAAUCUUAAACCAAUGAAAAGACUUGAAAACAAGAAUUCUUAUUAGAAUUGGUGAGAGACCACUCCCUGAUUUGAUUUGAUUUUAAUGGGUUUUGUGUGUGCAUCUGUUUGCCUGUCUACAAUUUUGCAUCUUCUCUAUUUCAUAAAGAUAUCGCUUUAUUUCUCAGCAGAAAAUCAUUGCACCCUGGUUGGAUGUUUCAAGACUCAGUGGAUUUUUACAUCAAAGAAAAGUAGAAGAUCUGUGCAUUUAUUAA